This is a messenger RNA of Etheostoma cragini (Arkansas darter), 4230 nucleotides long. RefSeq names its product extended synaptotagmin-like protein 2b (gene esyt2b). Gene Ontology annotation, molecular function: lipid binding. The transcript is spliced from 24 exons. The record is from RefSeq and is a predicted model, not a curated record. Gene Ontology annotation, biological process: lipid transport. Bases 573 to 3305 code for a protein of 910 amino acids. NCBI's taxonomy places the organism in Eukaryota, Metazoa, Chordata, Actinopteri, Perciformes, Percidae.
CAGUCCGUGUCUUGGCCUUAACGGCUCAGUCAGGCAUUUAAUAGCAAGGUACCUUAGCUAACGCUAGCGUACUUGUUUGAAAUGCAGCCAAUUUCACAUGAAAGUUUAGCUAAGAAUAGCUAGCAAUUUGACAAGUACUUCAUCGUUACCGAAGUGCAAUUGUGUAUUACCAGCUGUGUUUACCUCUAAUGAGCAGCAGAUGGCGCUGUUCUUUUCUUUUUAGGGCAGCACUGGCAGCGCUCACAGUGCAUGAUCCCUGUGUGUGUAUCUUUGGAAAUGAGCAUUUAACCUGUGUAGAGGCAGAGCGAGUAGAGCUGUGGAGUUGACUGGACUGGCUCAGUUUUAACCAUGCUGACUGCAUUCCCAAGAUUUUAGUCGUUGCGGAAACUAAACUGGUCGAUGCCAACGAUUCCCCCGGAGGCCAUGGGCUGGUGUGAGGGUGAGCCGACGUGAGAACUGGCUCCCGAAAGGAACCGCUUCGCACAUGGGAACCGCGUCACCUAACCUAACCUUAUCCGAAUUUAACCGUUUAAAGACGGACUCCGGAGCACAGAGCCAUAUCUAGAGACAGCAUGACAGAUAAACGAGGAGCCCAACUACCUAAGGAGAAUGGACACAUUGCGCCGAGUUCCGCGCAGACCAGCGCCAACUUUCCCCAUCCUUCAGAGGGGAACAUACCGGACGAUAUCCCGGUGUCCUCGACCAGCGAGUUGACACAGACCUGGGUUCACGUUGCUAAAACGUUUGUUCUGAUUUUCCCUAUUUACGCAUUGGGCUAUUUUGAGUUCAGUUUCAGCUGGCUGUUGAUUGGACUUGUUAUCUUCUUCUGGUGGAGGAGAAUCACUGGAGGGAAGAACAGCCGACUGAGCCGAGCUCUUGCUUUCUUUGAGCAAGAGGAGAGGAGUAUCAAGCAGGGUCUUACGACCUCUGAUUUACCACCAUGGGUCCACUUCCCAGAUAUAGAGCGAGUGGAGUGGCUGAACAAGACAGUGAAACAGAUGUGGCCGUACAUCUGCCAGUUGGUGGAGAAACUGUUCCAUGAGACGAUCGAGCCGGCGGUGAAGGAGUCGAACGCCCACCUCAGCACCUUCUGCUUUAGCAAGAUCGACAUGGGAGAGAAACCCCUGAGGAUCAACGGGGUCAAGGUUUACACAGAAAAUGUGGACAAGAGACAGAUCAUCAUGGACCUGCAGAUCAGCUUUGUUGGCAACACAGAGAUAGACGUAGACAUCAAACGCUACUACUGCAAAGCCGGCAUAAAGAGCAUCCAGAUCCACGGCGUGUUGAGAGUGGUGAUGGAGCCGUUGCUGAGUGAUAUGCCUCUUGUUGGAGCUCUGUCAGUGUUCUUUCUGAAGAAGCCACUUCUGGACAUAAACUGGACUGGCCUCACCAAUAUACUUGACAUACCUGGGCUCAGUGACUUCUCUGAACAUCUUAUUCAAGACAUUAUCUACAGCUAUCUGGUUUUGCCCAAUCGUAUAACCAUCCCACUGGUCGGGGAUGUGGAACUGGCCAGGCUGCGCUUUCCCAUGCCAAAGGGAGUCCUGAGGAUUCACUUCUUGGAGGCUCAGGAUCUGGAAGGGAAGGACACCUUUCUGGGAGGGCUGAUCAAGGGCAAGUCCGACCCGUACGGUAUCCUUCAGGUCGGCAACCAACAGUUUCAGAGCAAGACUGUGAAGGAGAGCCUCCAUCCUAAAUGGAACGAAGUUUACGAGGCUUUGGUGUACGAGCACUCGGGUCAACACCUUGAGAUUGAGCUGUUUGACCAAGAUCCUGACAAAGAUGAUUUCCUGGGAAGCCUGAUGAUUGAUAUGACUGAGCUGUACAAAGAACAGAAGGUUGAUGAGUGGUUUGACCUGGAAGAAGCUCCUACUGGGAAACUCCAUUUAAAACUGGAGUGGCUGUCUCUGCUCUCCACCCCGGAAAAGUUGGACCAGGGGCUGCGAAGUGUGCGUGCAGACAGGAGCCUGGCUAAUGAUGGACUAUCGUCAGCGCUGCUUGUUGUCCAUCUGGACUCAGCAAAGAAUUUGCCUAGUGUCUUCACAGGCAGCUUAGGCUGUGGAAACUUAAGUGAGAGGAGAGCAUCUGGUCUAGUCUUUUGUGAGAGCAAUACUUCAGAGUAUAGAACAAUAUUCAGCAACCUGUCAGAUUUCACCUGUGAGGGGUUGAAGCAAGCAUUUAAGGCCCUGAAGUGUGCAAAGAAGAGUAGCAGCGAACCCAGUCCGUAUGUCCAGUUUACUGUUGGACACAAAACACUUGAGAGCAAGAUCCGGUAUAAGAACAAGGAGCCGCUGUGGGAAGAAUGUUUCUCAUUCUUUGUUCACAAUCCCAGGAGGCAAGAGCUUGAGCUGGAGGUAAAAGACGACAAGCACAAAUGCACCCUGGGUAAUUUGACGGUGCCCUUAAGCAGCUUGUUGGGGGAGAAGGACAUGACGAUGACUCAGUGCUUUCCUCUCAAGAACUCCGGGCCCAGCUCCACCAUUAAACUGAAGAUGGCCCUGAGGAUCCUGUCCUUGGAGAAGCAGGUAUCUUCUGACCAGCCCUCCUCCGUCCAGGUCAGGAAAUCCAGUGUGCCGCAGCCAACCCCAGCCCCCACCCAGAGACGAUCAGCCUCAGAUUCUCCUCUGCCUCCACCCACGCCUCCACCACCCAUGGACGCCUCCACCCUCAACCUCCAACAAAGGGACGGCGAGCCAUACUCAGCCAGUUUCUCUAACCUGAGCACCUGCAUGUCUAGCUCCCAGAAACACCUUCCUCACAAGGAGUCCACACCCAGCCUGGCCUCGGAUAUAUCCCUGCCCUUCGCCACCUUGGAGCUUCAGCAAAGGCUUUGUCAGCUGCAGAAUGGUUCGGCCUCCAGCCAGUACCCCCUGGGCGAGAUCCAACUGACUGUCCGACACAGCUCCCAAAGGAACAAACUCAUUGUGGUGGUGCACGCCUGCCGUAACUUGAUAGCCUUCACUAAAGACAGCUCGGAUCCCUUCGUACGCCUCUGUUUGCUGCCUGACAAGAGCCGGACGGGGAGGAGAAAGACCACCACAAUGAAGAGAAACCUUAACCCUGUUUAUGAUCAAACCUUUGAGUUUAGUGUAUCUAUGGUGGAGCUCAACAGGAGAACUCUGGAUGUAGCAGUGAAGAACGGAGGGAGCAUCCUGUCGAAACACAGAGGGCUUUUGGGAAAGCUUCUGGUAGAUUUAAGUGGGGCAGAUAUAUCAAAAGGAUGGACACAAUGGUAUGAUCUGAGGGAAGAUGGUGUGUCGUGUCAAGGCAUAAGAAGUAUUCAAGACUCCCUCCUCACACAAUGAAACCACCGCUGUAAUAUAGUGAUUUGUUUAUACAAGGGCACACUAUUUUGUUGUAUUCAUGUAAAUUUUAUUAUUAAGUUUACAACACUUAUUUUAGCAUGUAAGACUUUUUUUUUAACAACUAUCAUCAUUUCAUUAAUGUGAGAUAUUGUCACAUAUUGUAAUGAAACACACCAACUGCCUUGUCUCUAUUUUCAGUGUUUUAUGUAAAUAUCAAAUUACUAAUAUAUAAUAAUUUGCAGGGGUUUUCAUGGCAUUAUAUUUCCUUAAAAGAAAUUAUUUUGAAAUGUGUCCAAAAUGUUAUUGCUUUCUGUCGAUUUGUUCAAAUGUGACAAAUUCGGGUUUGUCUCCUGAGAGAAAUCUUACCUAAGAAACAGAUAGAAUCACAAAAGUUGGCUUACGUAGCAGUCUUGACUUUGAUAUUUAUUUGUCAUGCCGUGUUAUUUGAUUGUUUACCUGUUAUCUUUCUUUAUGCUUGAUUGAAAACAUGGAAUGCACAUAUGCAGCGAAUAAAAUGAUUGCUCUGUAUAUUUUAAAAGGACUGUGAAAUAUUGGAUGUUACUGAAUACCAGGGAGCAUUUUAGGGCUAUGAACAAGUGCUGUUUAAUGUGAAGGAUACUUGAAUAAGUUUUGAUUGAUUGAUUUGUUGAACAAACGGAAUAUUAUGAGCAGAGAUCAUAGCUAUUGCAUUUUAUAAGCAGGGCUGCCAUAACUUAUUGUUAAGAUGACACAGCUAUGUCAUAAGGCAUGUACAUGUUUUUGCCACACAGUCAUAACUGUUGAAGUUUUUUAAUACUUUCUUGUUCUCUAUCCCGUGCCUUAAAAAAAAACUGCUAUGUAAUUUUUGCCUUCCUAAUGCUAUUAUUUUGAAUGAUAUGAUGCCUCAUGGGUUUUGAAGAAUAAAUGGUUUCUCUUGUGAACAUUG